Molecule: messenger RNA, 1668 nt
Organism: Lontra canadensis (Northern American river otter)
Lineage: Eukaryota; Metazoa; Chordata; Mammalia; Carnivora; Mustelidae
Product: rabenosyn-5-like
Exons: 2
Coding region: 1-1668 (555 amino acids)
Molecular function (GO): metal ion binding
Source: RefSeq, a predicted model, not a curated record
AUGGCCCUGAAGGCUAUGCUGAGGCUGGUGGCAUCACAGGAUGAUAGGAUCUGGAUUGCAGAGUCACUGUCUGGUAUAGAAAAGUCCGUGGUGCCUUGGGCCAACGACCAGGAUGUCCCUUUCUGCCCAGACUGUGGGAAUAAGUUCAGCAUCCGUAACCGCCGCCACCACUGCCCCCUCUGUGGGCCUAUUAUGUGCAAGAAGCGUAUGGAGCUCAUCAGCCUCCCUUUUGCAAACAAGCUCACCAGUGCCAGCAAAGAUUCCCUGAGCACCCACACCAGCCCCAGCCAGUCACCCAACAGUGUCCAUGGCUCCCGCCGGGGCAGUAUCAGCAGCGUGAGCAGUGUAAGCUCCGUCCAGGAUGAAAAGGAUGACGACCGGACCCGCUGCUGUACACACUGCAAGGACACGCUGCUCAAGAGAGAGCAGCAGAUUGAUGAGAAGGAGCACACCCCCGACAUUGUAAAGCUCUAUGAGAAAUUACGACUUUGCGUGGAGAAAGUUGACCCAAAAGCUCCUGAAUACAUCAGGAUGGCAGCAUCAUUAAAUGCUGGGGAGACAACCUACAACCUGGAACAUGCCGGUGACCUUCGAGUGGAAGUGCAGAAAGUGUACGAACUCAUAGAUGCUUUAAGUAAGAAGAUCUUAACCUUAGGCUUGAACCAGGACCCUCCACCACAUCCGAACACUUUGCUGCUGCAGAGGAUGAUCAGAUACUCAGCUACACUUUUUGUGCAGGAAAAGCUGCUGGGUUUGAUGUCACUGCCAACCAGAGAACAGUUUGAGGAACUGAAAAAGAAAAGGAAACAGGAAAUGGAGAGGAAGAAGAUCCUGGAGAGACAGGUUGACGUGGAGUCCCAGCGACGGUCUGAGGAAAGGCGGAGUGACCUGGCGUCUCCUGCGGCCAAUGGGGAGGUGGUGUCCCUUCGAGGGGGACCUGCCCCCCUGAGAAAGGCUGAGGGCUGGCUCCCACUGUCAGGAAGUCAGGGGCAGAGGGAAGACUCAGACCCCCUUCUCCAGCAGAUCCACAGCAUCACAUCCUUUAUUAGACAGGCCAAGGCUGCCGGGCGGACGGACGAAGUGCGCACACUGCAGGAGAACCUGCGGCAGCUGCAGGCUGAGUAUGACCAGCAGCAGACAGAGAAGGCCAUUGAGCUAUCCCGGAGGCAGGCUGAGGAGGAGGACCUGCAGCGGGAACAGCUGCAGAGGCUUUGUGAACGGGAGUGGGAACGAGAGAGGGAGCAGUUCCGGGCUGCGUCCCUACAUACACGGACUCGGUCCCUGGACUUCCGAGAAAUCAGGCCUUUUCAGCUGGAGCCUAGCAGGGAGCCUCCUACCCACCUUGCUUAUGCUUUGGAUCUAGACUCUUCCUCGGUUCAGAGCAGUGCAGCCUUGGAGACCCCUUCGCCCAUCUCAACUCUCGAGCCAGCCAGAGUGUGGUCUGGGCCUCCAGCCAUCGGGCAGGAAUCCUUCCCCCAGAGCAUCAUGUCACAGCAAAAUGAGCUGGCCUCCCUGAACCCCUUCGAUGAGGAAGACCCCUCCAGCCCCACAGCAGAGGGCACUACCAGCCCUCCUGCUACAGAGCCUUCCUUUGGCUCUAACACAAGCUUUUAUUCAGAAUUUUACUCUCUCUCUCUGCAUUUUCAUACACCAUCUUGUAAAGUCUGA